Molecule: messenger RNA, 3123 nt
Organism: Micropterus salmoides (largemouth bass)
Lineage: Eukaryota; Metazoa; Chordata; Actinopteri; Centrarchiformes; Centrarchidae
Gene: kcmf1
Product: potassium channel modulatory factor 1
Exons: 7
Coding region: 732-1748 (338 amino acids)
Biological process (GO): synaptic signaling
Cellular component (GO): plasma membrane
Molecular function (GO): zinc ion binding
Source: RefSeq, a predicted model, not a curated record
UGGCAGGCUACUUGCUAGCUAGGGUUAAGUUACGGUAUGUUAACUGCAAACCAGAUGGGACUGUAAGUGUGCCUCAGUUAUAACGUUAGUUGUAGCAGCUGUAUCUUGUUUAAUCACCUCAGAAGUUGCUGUUCUGGAUUUCAAACAUUAGCAUAACACAGUUAAAUAGCCCCAACAGGGCAAAGUAAAAUGAUUUAGUAAUUUGCUUUACCCUGUUUAAAGUAGGACAACAAAGAUAACGUUAGCGUUAACGUUACUUGUUAAAUUGUCCCGAGUGGGCAGGCUAGUUCGACUCUGCCGUGAGGACACACACUGAUCUUCCAGGCUGUCAGGUGGUACUAAUACCUGUCAGACCAACCUUUAUCAAUACUUAGAGCUGAUACUUGCUAUUGCCAAACCAGUUGGUUUGUUUGUUCAGGCCUGGGUUUGGUUAGUAAAUGUUACCUUUUGUGGAUAAUUUCUCUGUACUUUGAAGCUUUUUGUUGCAAGAUGUCAGAUCAGUCCCAACAGAGGAAAUUCCCUCAAUACUUGUGUACCUACUAUUCAACGUUUGCCAAAUAAGGCGUUUUUUUGUUUUUUCCCUUCAAAGGAAAUGUGUGAGCUGUGAUGCAUGUUUAAAAGGGAACUUUAGAGGAAGAAGGUUCAAGUGUUUAAUUUGCUACGAUUAUGACCUGUGCGCAUCGUGCUACGAGAGCGGAGCCACAACAACAAGACACACCACAGAGCACCCCAUGCAGUGUAUAUUAACCAGGGUAGACUAUGAUCUGUAUUAUGGAGGAGACACUUUUUCAGUAGAGCAACCCCAGUCAUUCACAUGUCCUUACUGUGGCAGGAUGGGCUUCACAGAGACGUCCCUACAAGAGCAUGUCACCUCUGAACAUGCAGAGACUUCCACCGAAGUGAUCUGUCCAAUAUGUGCUGCCUUGCCAGGAGGGGACCCCAACCAUGUCACAGAUGACUUUACAGCUCACCUCACACUUGAACACAGAGCGCCAAGAGAUUUAGAUGAGUCCAGCAGUGUUCGACAUGUACGCAGGAUGUUCCACCCUGGACGAGGACUGGGCGGACCCAGAGCACGACGGACAAAUAUGCACUUUACUAGUGGCUCCACAGGGGGACUUUCAUCCUCUUCAUCACAGAGCUCCACGUACACGCCCAGUAACAGAGAAGCAAUGGACCCAAUUGCAGAGUUGUUGUCUCAGCUGUCAGGUGUGCGGCGUGCGGCGGGGGGGCAAAUAAAUUCAUCAGGGCCUUCAGCCUCCCAGCUCCAGCAGCUCCAGAUGCAACUGCAAUUGGAGCGGCAGCAGGCUCAGGCAGCACGACAGCAAGUGGAGACGGGCCGCCACGCGACGCGACGCAGCAAUAACCCAGGCAACUCUGGCGCCACCAACCCUCCACCCAACACAGGAACUGCCAACACUGCCACCGUGGGUGAAAGCAAUCCCUCAUCCUCGUCCCACAGCUCCCAGUUCCUAUUAGCACGGUUGAAUGAACCUAAGAUGUCCGAAGCAGAGCGGCAGUACCUUGAAGGAGAGCGCGCAGACCGCAGCCUGUUUGUCCAGGAGCUGCUUUUGUCCACACUGAUGCACGAAGAGAGCUCUUCUUCCGAUGAGGAAGAGCGCCGAGACUUCGCCGACUUUGGAGCCAUGGGCUGUGUGGAUAUCAUGCCUUUAGAUGUGGCGUUGGAGAACCUCCAGCUUAGAGAGCUCAGCUCUACGGGGAAGGAGCCUCCGCCGCCUCCUCUUUGAUGUCCGGGCAUCAAGCAGACUGUGUCCUCUCUGCUGCAACUGUCAGUGAUGGGCAGCAAACAGCAGCAGUCCUCCCUGGCCUCACUCUCCUUUCUCCUUCCUCUAUUUUCUGAGUUUGUUUUUGGUGAUUGUAAUUUCAGGCCUGUCACCAGUUUUGUUACAUUGUAAACAAAAAUAAAUGAGAGCAAGUGGGAUAAAUGUGCGAGUGCGCAAUAGCAACUGAGUGAGCGAACGAGAGAAGAGAAAUAUAUAAAUAUAUAAAAUAUAUAUGAAGUUGAUAAUCAAUCCACAUAACUUUUCUUUUCUUUAUCAGGUAAAUGUUACAGGCAGCUGUGGCAGACCUUUGCUUCCUGUGACAUGCAAACGGCUCCAUAUAAAUACUCCACAUUCACAAGUCAAGAGGGCAUAGGCUCCUCUGAUGAAGCUGCUGUGUGUUUAUGACUAUUAAUAAAUAAAAAGUGCUUGGAUGGGUUACCAUAACUACUGCAUGCAGUUAUUUGCAGCGUGCAUGACUUUUAAUGACAAGGUCAUUAAAUUAUUUUGUUUUUUUAAUAUCCCAAAGCUUUCAACUGUUUUUAAAUGGUCAUUUCAAACCAGGUUAAGUAUUGCAAAUUUCUUUAGUAAUUUACCAAAAUGACGUGUAAAUUUAACACUAACAAUAUAUUUUGUUAGGUUUUCUUUGAGGAGAUACAAUGAAGAAAAAAAACAAUUGGAUUCCGCAGUAGCUUCUGUGUGUGUGUGUGUGUGUGUGUGUGUGUGUGUGAGCAUGGGUGCGUGCACACACAGCUCCUGAAUGCCUUUUCUCUGUCUGAAUAUGUGGAAAGCUGUGCUAACAGCAACAGAACCACGGCUACAUGCAUCAGAUGAAUACUAGGAACAGAAGAAAAGAGAGCUUUUUCUUAGAUGUUAAUGUUUAGUGAUAAGCUGUUUAGGCACAGUAUACUUUAUAAUUUAUAGAUGUACAGAUGCCCAACUACAGUAUAUCCAUUGCUCUUUCACACUUUUCUGGUAUUCACUCUGCUUAUAUACAGGCCCAGUGUCCGGCCACGUGCUUUAAACAUCUUGUAUGAAUUUCUUUGCUGGGUAACGGGAGCUUGAGACGCAAAGAAGUUUUGUUUUUCUUAAGAGAAAGCAUUCUUUUUUUUUCUGCUAAGGUUAGCACUUUCUAUUUAUUCUUUCUAAUGUUUGUUUUCUGAUGCUUUUGAGCCUUGAUAUGAAUCAUGCCACCUUCAUGCCUCUACUUUUACCCUCUAUGUAAAAUACAAUGACAAUGUGUCUUUCAUAAUGGUUAAGACAUGGGCAGACAUUUUUUUUAAAUGUAAAUUUAGAAUACAAUAAAUAUAAACUGCGCACAGCUUUUGAUGAAACUAAGAGA